Polypterus senegalus (gray bichir) is the source of this 5428-nucleotide messenger RNA. RefSeq lists its product as uncharacterized. The transcript is spliced from 22 exons. Bases 205 to 5085 code for a protein of 1626 amino acids. NCBI's taxonomy places the organism in Eukaryota, Metazoa, Chordata, Cladistia, Polypteriformes, Polypteridae. The record is from RefSeq and is a predicted model, not a curated record.
UCUCGCGUCUUGGAUGAGCGUCGUCGUGCGACGCGCGCGCACCUGUCACUUGUCUUCGCAGUGUCUGCCUGGACACGCACCUAGCCGAUACGUCCUGCCCGCGGGCUAUCAUCUGUGCUUUUUAUUUCGUAAUGUAGGCGGGAAUCGCGCGCUCGUUUGUGACCCUUGUGUUCGUCGACAUGUGAGCUGACCAGGACAAAAAAAAUGAAUGAUCAUCAAGCAGAGAAGAUGGUUUUAAAAAACCCUAAAAAACCACCUUUGAAACGUUUAAUGGUCCAAAGUAACGUUGCCAUUCCUCAUGACUGUAUAAGUGGGCCAGAAGGUCUUCUCUCAUUUUCUGACAACUGUGGCUACAUGAAACAGUGCAAUCUACAUCAUUCACAUUCUAUGCAAAAGGCUUCCCAAAAAGAUGUCUUGUCUGGAAGAUUGUCAAACAAUGUGUUAAGGCAUAGAAGCUUCAAAUACCCGAGCUAUACAACUCAUGAAUGUACAAAUUCAAGAACAUCUUGUCAGAAAGCAUCAGAGAACUGCAGGUUUUGCACUGGAUACUCAGAAGGUUCUGAAGAAGAUCUACUUCCAUUCCAUUAUAGUAAAGACAGUGCUCUACAGGCAUCAGCUUCUGUUAAGGUUGAUGUUCAGAUGGAGACUGAUUUAGUAAACUGUAAAGUACUGGACUCACCUCAGGAACUUUCCAUGACUGAUGUUGUAGAACAAGGUUCUUGUGAUUCCAGGCAGAUGGAGAGUAGGAAAAAUGGCAACUCACUGAAUGCUUUUCCGUUAGAUCCAUCUACAUAUGAAACAUGUGCAUCUGUUCAGUCAGGAUCAUCUUCCAACCUUCAUCAUUCAUUAAUCAAUUCUUCAAAUGCUUGUCAUAAUUUGCCUCAAGGGUACAGAAAAUGUCAGCCUUCGAGCACCUGUGAAAAUCAACGUAGUCACCUUUCUAAGACAGUUUUAACAGAUGAGAGUCACUCACAUGAAAGCAGUACUGUUGAUUUUCUGCAUUCUGAGACAAUGACGACUUCCAUGUCCUGUUGUGUUGUGCACCAGUGUGCUGUGGGACACACAUUUAGUGGAAGGCCAUCAUCUUCUUGGGGAAGAGAAAGCAGUGUCCCUGAACCUUUGGAAUUUCCUAACAGGCCCAUAAGAAUGGCUCAGUCAUCCAAGGCAUAUUCAUUUGGAAAGCAAGAUCUUCAGACUCCUGGUAGCACUGUUGCAGUGUCAGUUGUGGCCUCUAUAGCUCAUGAAGGCCAGAGAAGAUUUCUUCCCAGCCCCAAAAAGAUAAGGGGAUGUUUUGAGGGACAGUUGGAUCAAGUUAAUGCAUCACUUGAGUGUAUGCUCACACCAGAGCUAGAUGCCAAUGACCUAAAUAUGCAUUUGCAGGGGAGGUUCUGCAGCUUUCAAGGGAGUCUGAAAAGUGCUGUUCUCAAAAGCCCUUCAGACUCAUCACAUGUUGGUUCACAUCUACAUACAGCAUCAUACACUGAUGGUAAUCUUCUACAUAAAAAUGAGCAAAAGGUGAACAGUGCCAGUCUUUAUGUCGACUUGAAAAGAAGCAGCAGCGUGGGCAAAUUCAAUCUCACACCUUUCUCCUCUAGAAGGUAUGGACUGUCACUUAAAAAGAACAGUUAUCAAAAUGGGAACAUGAAUGACCCUGUCUGUUUUAAGACAGAAGGAGAUGGACAAAAAAGGCAAGGCCACUUGCCACUGAGAGAGACUAGAUUGGAUAGAUAUCGGCAUCAUAUCUCAGUCAGCUCUUCCAUUAGCUUUCAAACAAAUGAUAGAAUGGAUGAAAAAAGGCAUGGCAGGGAGAAAAUAGUGCAAAAAGGCCCUCACAGUGAAAGCCACAACAGUUUACAGUCAUUUCCUAAUCUAGUAAUGAUGCCAUUAAAUUAUUCUACUGAAAGUACAAAAGAAAGGUUUCUAAAGCCAUACAGACAACAGCUGCUUUACAGAUAUUUCAAUGCAUGGAAAGACUAUGUCAUACUAAGAGAUGCUGCUGCUAGGUUUGUGAAUGAAAGCCAUCUUCUGCGCAAGGGGUUGGCAGCUUUGCAAUGUGCUGUACAAAUCCGCCACAUGCAAAUGAGUAGCGUUGCUGCAAGAAAUAGGAAGAGGAUCUUAACAGCUUACUUUAAGUUGUGGAAGUUUGCAUUUGCUGAGUGUCAACAACACGGUGACUAUCCAUUCCAGUGCCUUUCAAAUCAGGACUGUCAUGUAAGAGAACUAAGUCGGUCAACCAACAAUCAGUUAUUCAUCAAUCCUACUACCACAGAGCAAGUGAACUGCAAUGUUAGUACAACAUGUAUGAAAAUGGCAGAAGCACACCACAGUGUGACACUCCUGUCAAAACACUGGAUUGUGUGGAGAAAGGCCAUGAUUAAAAACAGCCAGAGAAAUCAACAGGAAAUCUUAGCUCUUGUUUAUGAAGGAUACAACUUGAAAAGGAUGGCAUUUUUGACCUGGAUGGAACAUUUCUAUAAAAAAUGGCUGGCCACGCGUCAUCAUAGACGUGCUCUACUUUCCUGUGUUUUCAAGGUCUGGUGUACUCAAGUGCGGGAUGCUCAGGUUGUACGACAAAUACAACUCCAACAGAGUAUCACAUUUUACAGGAAUGUCCUGAUAAGAAGGAGUUUUCAGCUUUGGUCACAGACACUCACUGUGAAAAAAACUUUAGAGAAGCACCGAUGUCGAAUAGCAAGAAAGUUCAUAAUCCGUUGGAUACAGGCUGUCUGUAGGAAGAAACUGAAAAAGAUGCAGUUGAUGGCUACCCAGCAUCUGAAGAGGAAAAGGCUGGAAAAUGCAUUAAGAAUAUGGCAGUUGGUAAAGGAAAAGAAAGGAGCUGAAAAAGCUCAAAUGAAAGAGUGCUGGAGACUUCUGGAAAGAAACAAAAUGAAGGUAGCUUUCAGAGUCUGGAGGGAAUGUUAUUGUGAAAGACAGAGGUUGCAGCCACUGAUCUCAAUUAUUCGAAAAAGACGACUGUCAAGUUGUUUCCAGAGCUGGAGAGAAGUUGUGCUUCAAAAAUAUAUCGCCUUUCGUCAUUGCAUUCAGCUUCAAAGAUUAACAGUAAAGACAUGUUUUAUCCAUUGGAGAUGGCUCCUGAAGCUUCAGUAUUUACAAAAAGUUUUCAUCUUGAGAACAGCAGGAAGAAGAGAGCAGCAAACCACCAACUGCUCUAGAGGAUUUCCACAAGAAUUGUUGAACAGAAGUGUGAAGACAUUGCAUGAUCACUUAUUGCUUCAGAAGGCUUUCCGUAAAUGGAAAGAACAAUGCCAGAAGCAAUUGGGACCCAGCUUCCUGUUUCCAGAGGAUAAUCAAUGCAGAGUACAAGCAGUACUUACACGCUGGCACACUUUAACAAAGGAAGCUUUGGAAGGCAGAGCUGUAAGAUCCAUCACUAAAUUAAGCAGAACUACUACUACUUUAUCUUUACUGGAUGUGUCCACCAUGUCAUUGGGGUUUUAUAGCACCUCACCAAAUCGCGUUCCUUCCAAAAUUACUCCUGGUUUUAAAGAGGUCUCCACAUCUGCCACUAAAGAAAAUGAAGUAAUAUCUGCAGUGCUACUUCAGAAGACUGUUUCUGAUCAAACACUCCAACCUUGUGAUCCUGUGGUACUGGCCGGCCUGGACAAGAUGUGCAAUGAUCUCAAGAGAAAACUGGAGAUCCGCAAAUUGCACUGGUGCUUCUUCCAUUGGUUUGCAGAGAUGUACAACUUCCAAAAUGUAACAUUUCAUCAUCAACGUACUCUGAUGUCAAGAAUGCUUGCAAACUGGCGGACUCAGACAAAGAUGAGGAUAACGAGAAGAAAACUCCUGGGCUUAUUUCAGUGCCAAUCACAGCUGAAACUCUUGACAUCGUAUUUCAAAGAGUGGUGUACAAAACUAAUGAGAAGUCAAAGAAGACAAUGCACCCUUCAGCUUUCUAUUCUCAAGCUUCAUCACUUUCAGCAAGCAACCUUUUUCCACAGAUGGAGAAUGGCCACCAGAGGGAGGCAAACUCACAAGAAGUACUGUCAACUAAUCAUCACACAGGCAUUUUGCUGGUGGAAAAAAGUAGCGAUCAGCAGCAAGAAAGUUUGGCACAUUGUACAGCAGAGGAGAAUAGCAAGUUUGAGGCUAUACUUCAUUUAUUGGCACAUUAAAUUUAAAGAAAGCAAAGACCUACAGAUGAAGACCAAAGUGUUUUGUAUUAGCAGAAAUAAACACAGAGUGUCUCAAGCUUUUUCAGUGUGGGUAACUUGCUAUCUGAGUCAGUGUAAUGCAGAUAAACUCUACCAGAGACAUUUAUUACGAAGAGUAUUUUUGCAGUGGCAGAACUUUAUUUGCAACUUGAAACAGCGCCUAGCAUAUGGCAACAAAAUCAUAACUGCCCUACAAGUAAGGACAAUCUUUAGUAUGUGGAGAAAGCAGGCAGACAUUGUUCCUAAGAGAAGACUUUUAACUCUCAAGAUCACUCAGACUCAACAGGUCAACCUAUUGAGGUCAAUUCUGACAUCAUGGAGUCAGCUGGUAUUGUCUAAAAGACAUCGUGUUCAAUACCUCAGCAGAAAAUAUUUUACUCGAUGGGCUCUAGUAGCCUUGGGACCCCAACAGGAGGAUAUGACAGAAAACCUCCAGAAUCGGAGCCAGAGAAAAUUUAGAACUUACCUUAGCAAAAAGUACUUUAUGAGGUGGAGGCAUGAAUCUCUGCUGCAGCAGUAUCAAAAGAGAAAGGUGGUGCAGAUAACAAUAAUGGCUUGGAACCAGUGGAAGGAAGUUACUGAAGCAGAGCUUUUCAUUAAAAACAUUAAUGAACGACAAAAGUUAGACAAAGCCUGGAUGGAAUGGCGGAAGAGGUUCAUUCAGAUUCAGGUCGUUCAGAAUUUCAUGGCUAAACAACAGAAAGCACUGCUGUUUGAAGCUUUCUCUGCAUGGUGCAGUCUGGUUUAUCCACAGAAGGUUAAAGAGAAGCCAUUGGGAUAUGUCCAUACCAGUAUGCAGGGGUACACAAGAGAAGGUGAAACAGAACAAGUGAAUAUCUUACAACAGCAAAAAAAAUCCAAGGGUGCAGAAGACAGUGCUUUUGUUACUUUAUCUCAUGUAGCAUCUUAAUCAUAAACAUUUAAACCAAACAAAUACAGCUUGUUCCAUCUGCACCUUGCAUCUGUAAGAGUUAAUGGACAAGCAUUUUAAAUUUUUAGAGAGACCUUCAAGGUUUCUCUGUUUGAUAGCUAAGUGGCUACUUUCUGGAGAACUUUGAAAAUGAAGAGUCAGUUAAAUAUAUUGUCUUCCUCUGUGCCAUCCUAUGCAGGAGUCUCAUGUGGGGAAAAAGACAAAAUGCACUAAAGGUCAACUUUUUCUAUAUUGUUUGUAGCUGUUUGCUGCAACUGUACUGUAUCUUUCUGUGCUCUGUCUGAGUUUUGCGACAUUUUUAUUAAAUUUAGUAUAAAAAAAA